Messenger RNA from Nipponia nippon (crested ibis), 6453 nucleotides. Lineage: Eukaryota; Metazoa; Chordata; Aves; Pelecaniformes; Threskiornithidae. The record is from RefSeq and is a predicted model, not a curated record.
AUGGCAAAGGAAAAAGUCAUCAAGGAAAAUGCUGACUUCAUAUCACACCUGAUGGCCAGGUUUUUCUACCACACAGCGGAGCUGUCUGCUUCAGGCAAACUCUGCCUCCCUGGGAAUAUCAAGAGAAAGAUCGUGCUAAGCAUUGAAAAGUGCAGCAAGGAUGACUGGAAGCCUAGCAUCGCUUUCGUUGUGGGGACCAAACCUGAGGAUGAAAUCCACACCAAGGCCCUGUCUCUUGCUGUGCGGGUGCCGCAGCGGAAGCUCUUCAGCGUGGUAACGCGGGAAGACGUUUUCAGACAGAUCAGAGAAUCUGGGAAUCAAAAGGGAAAAAAGGUUAAGGAUCUGCCUAUGUACUAUGAGGUGAUAGAAGUAGCCAAAGCCAUUCUGGAUAGUGGUGAAGAAAUUCCUGUAACACUAACUGGAAAGCUGUUGAAAUUUCAACUGCUUUGUCUCAAACAGAAGGAACUGCAGAGAAGAGAAGCUGAAAAGAAGCCGAGCAAUCUGGUCAAAGUUGUCAUCUCCUCUGGAUUAUAUCUAUAUCAAAGCAUGACAGGCAAACGCAGAAGAAGAGCAACAACAGGAAAAAGAUGGAGACCUCCCGGCAAGAAGGAGAGCCUCCCCAGUGCCAAGACAGCUGAGAAAGAAAGGAAAGGCAAAAAGACAGAAGGAGGCCCUCUAGCACCAGUCACUGUUAAAAAGGACACCCAACUGAAGCGACGGGGAGACGCAGAAGAGGAAGUCAAAUACAUCGAUGAUGAACCAGAUGAUGGUGCCCAUCAUUACAUUAUAAUUUUGGAUUUCCAUAACCCUCAGCUGUUGCCUGUGAUGUCUGAGCUUGGGAUUAACAUUUCAAGUGUAAUUAGAAUUUCUUCGGAGAAUUAUAAGCCGUUGCAGACAUACUUGGAAGCAACUAAACUGCAGGAACAAUGCUUACUUUCACCUGAAGUUGUAGAAGCAGAGAAAAGAAAGAAAGAUGAAGCUAUCAAAGACCUGGAAACAUUUUGGAAAUACCUGGAGCCGGUUCUGAACAGUGGGAAGCAUGGAUCAAGUCUCUUUGAUGUUGCCAUACUUCAUCACCUAGUUAAGGAGAGCGCCUUUCCCCCUGACUGGUCUGACAGAGAAAUGCUGCUUGCAUUUGGCACUGCGCUGUUCGAAAGCAUUGCUUGUUUAAUGUAUGACUGCCUGGACUGGAGAAGACAGCAUUGUAACUACUUGGAAAACACCAAGUUUGUUAAUGUGCCUGCAUUAUCGGAGAGCAAAUCAACACAACCACCUGUAACUGAGGUACAACCAGCAUCACAGAUCACACCUUCAAAGAAAAAAGGGCAAGCAGAAGAAAUUCUGCCAGCAGUAAUUUUGUCACAGGAGGAAGAAGCUUCUGUUUUGGCUGCUUCUGUGGACAUGAGGUAUUACAAUGACUUGCUGAGUCAGAUUCCCGAGGAGUACUUUUCUGUACCCUUAAUGCUGAACUGUAUGUUGGAACAGGUUAUUGCAAGUGAAGACGACCUUAUACCACCUAGUCUGGUGGUGCCAGAGCCCCGGGUGGAUGGGCUGCAUCAUACCAUUGCAGAUCAUAUAGCCUCCAUCCUUCCUUCUCUUUCACUUUCUGAGAGUGAAAAAAAGAAUCUAUAUGACUACUUUUCUCCUAAAUAUAGUGAAGAAAAGGCUGUCACCCCCGAGUACCCACUCUUAUUUAACUACCACGAUACCCUGGCUCAGCGGUUGCACCUGCUGAAGGUCCAGAAGAACUUAAAUCCAGAAAAGAUUGAACGUGAAAUGAUGGAUAAACUGCCUCUUACAGAACUUAUCCAUUUCGCCUUUCCUUCAGCUGAAAACAACACUAAACGCUUGGCCAGAGUUCACGAGCUCAUGCAUUAUUGUACCAGUGAACCUCUGAGUUCGGCUGAAGUAGAAAGAGCCUUCAGAGUGUUUACUUUUGAGAGCCUGAGGCUGACUGGGCUGAGUGACUCUGGUCUCCUGGAGAGCUCUGGAUCUAUGGUUGGAGGUGAUUCUGCAGUGUCUUAUAUCCCUUGGGAUAAUCCAGCCCGGUUUGCAAGACAGCUGAGACGACUAUUCCUUAUGGAAAAGAAGUUUAGUGGGAAAUCUCCAAGAGGCUCUGGACAUACAGAAACAAAUGGCAAAGAUGGAAGAGAUGGUCUGGCUGAUCCUGUUUUGAACAAAGAAUUGGACCUUUUUAUUUCUGAUAUGGCGAGUCUGGAAAAUUAUGGUCUAGGACCAAACUUAGAAGAAAUAAAAAAGACACAGAGGCGUUGUUUGACAGACUGGAGUUUCACUGAGCAUUUUCAACCCCAUGUUCUUCUUCAGGUUCUUCAUACUGCGUCCCAAGAAUACAGAUGCAUUGAUUCCUUUUAUCGUACCCAAGAUAACUCUUUGCUAAUGGUUCUUCACAAUCCUAUGAAUCAGUAUCGUUUGUGCCAAGAGACUUGGGAUGUUGCAUUGCACUCUAAUGUUGGAUUCAGGAACUAUCUUGAGCUGGUGGCCAACUCAAUUGAAGACUGGGUGAAAGAGGAAGAAGUCAAAUACCAAGAAGAGAAAACGGGUAAGGAAAUAGAGUCUCUUAAACUGGAAAAUGCCAUAGCAGAAAGACCUUUUGAGUUGUCUGCAUGUGCUGUCAAAAAAACUGCUUUCCCUAAGAAAGCUAAAAGCAGCACGUCAGAACCUGAGAGCAUAACAGAGACUAUUCCAGAGUCUCAAUGCGACAAUGAAAAAAGUCCCUUUAUCAGAGAAGGCUCUCUAAAGUUUCUUGGCUACAAUACAGGGGAGGAUCUCAUUCAAGUAUCAGGAACCAAUCAGUAUCUUUUCCCAUCUGAUGGAGGACAGAUUCAAGUAGAGAAGAUAGAGUUUGUAAAAGACCUAACUUUGGUAAAGGUGAAAGUGAUAAAAGACAACCACAAUUUCUUCAUUCAUAUCACAGACCCCAAGAAAAAUGUAAAAGAAAUGGAAGUGCAAGAAAUUGAUGAAGAACAGAAAAUUAGUUCAGGAAAUUCGAAAAAUCAAAAGAAAGCUGUGAGCAAGUUUGGAUCUUUUUCAGCCACCUUGGAAAAUGGAAUCCAGCUGUCCCUGAGCUAUUACGGACCUACAGGGAAGACAGCAGAUGAUAAAACAGAUCCUGUCUUAGCAAGAAUUCUGAACAUCCCUUCUGUUCAUAUUCCGACCAUAAUUUCUCCUGCCCCAUCAGCUUCUGGAAAAAAAGAUAAGUCUGCCAAACAAAAAUCAGGAAAAUCUCUGCUAUCUAUGAAAGCAAGCCAUAGCAAAAUAGGCCCUGCACCACCUGGUGACCUGGUAAAGCAAGAAGAAGGAAAGAUGGAAAUGGAAGAAUCAGCGUUCCAAACACAAGUGAUGUCAAAUGCUAUUGCUUUCCCAAGUUUGAACGUCUCCUGUCCCAAUGGACUAGUAUUAACUUUCCUUGGUGAAAGUUUUGGAGAUUCGAAAGGUGAAGCCACUACAGCUGAAGCUGAGAAAGAGAUGGCAAAGAAAAGUGAGGCCAAAGCAGAUGAAGCAAAGGAGGAAGAGGUUACAGAAAGUGGAGAGAAGGAACAUGAGGUUACAGAAGGUGAAAUAAAGCACAAAGACACCAGAAGAGAACAGGCCAAGCAGCCUGCUGUGGAAAUUCUGGUUAGGCAGAGUUAUCCCCAAAAGGUAAAGAACUCUCGCCUUUAUACAUCUGUGGCAAGGCAAGCAGAACAAGAGGUGUCAAGAGUCAUCACCACUCAAGGAACUGUUAUAAAGUACAUGAUGGAUGGAUCUACCCAGAUUCUGUUUGCUGAUGGCACAGUGAGUACAAGUCCUGAUUCUGGCCCCGUCUUGCCACCACCUACAAUUCCAGAUAACCAGCAACCGUUACCAGACUCAGAGCCUUCACCCGAGACCACCACUAAGAAAGGAAAAGGCAGUGACAGAAACAGUAUAUCACACCCAAACAAAGAUGAGUUGUUUGAAAAUAUUGCGCAGGGUCUGGUUAAUUCUGAGCAACCUAAGGAGAACCAGGCAGGAACCUGGAUAACAACUACUCCAGCAGGCAUUCGAGUGGGCACUGAGGGAGCAAAGAGAAUGGAUCUGAAGCCACUCUUAAUCUAUCAGGCAACUGACCCAGCUGAUGGAACGGUUAUGACUGUACGAGACGAUGAAGUGGUAAUUGUUGAGAAGCUGGAUGGUAGCAGAGUAGUAGAUCAUGCUGAUGGCACUAGGAUCACGACUUUUUAUCAAAACUGUAAAGCACUUUUUGUACCAGAGGAUAGCGAGGAAACAGAUGAACCCUCGGAAGCCAUCACAAGGAAGGUGAAAUCUGUGCAAGUAGAGAAUCCUGAGUUUGCUACCGUUAUAACAAAUUGUGAGGAUGGUACCUGUCGUACUGUCUUUGGAGAUGGGACAUCUAUUAUAGCAAAGCCACAGGGAACAUAUCAGGUUUUACCCAUCAAGACAGGCUCUCUUUUCAUUGAUGAAGAUUGCUCAGCAGUUUAUACCCAUGAAGUUUACGAUUUCAUCAGCAAGAAAGAAGAGAAACAAGCAGGGAGAUACAUUAUGAAACACACUUCCAGCACUAUUUGUGAGAUGAUGGAUCCUGAAGGAAAUCUUUUCAAGGUCAUGGCUGAUGGCAGCACAUCUGUGUGUGUUCCUAGCAGUGGCUCUGAUGACAAGGAAGACAGAAGUUCAGCAUCAGCACUCCCAGAAGUUAACAAACCUAUCACUUAUGAUGAGCAUGCCCCCAGGUUCUUCGUCAUCUACGUGGAUGGUUCUGGAACUGAGCUCCUGCGGAGCAGGGAUGUACACAAGUAUCUUGCCGAAGCCUGUAGUGAUCCCGCUGCUGCUGUCUUGCAGGAUCCUGUGCAAGAAUGUCCGGGUGUUUUCAGUAUUACUGUCCUCCGCCCUUUGGCUGAAGCCUCCCCCUGGGUAAUGAAGAAAGAACCAGAGAGUAUUGUUCCUCCAAACCUUCAGUCAAGGACCCGGGACACAUUUUCUUCUCCUGAGAGGAAGAUCACGGGUCCCUCAGUCAGAACACCUGUUUGGAGGGGUCUCUGCAUUGGAUCCAAAGAGAAGACGUGCUUGCCAGUACCUGUGAGAAAAUGUCCUAAUAAACUGCAAAUCCGUCAGCUAUUCCAGUAUAAGCCACUCAGUGAUGAACUAAGAGAAAAGCUGCAGCUUUCCCUCAAGGAAUAUAUAGACAACAUUUUAAAGCAGGAAGAUGAGUUGGAAGAGAUGAAUGUAAAAGAACCAAGAACAGAAGAGGAAAAGGAGAAUGCUGCAAGUCUCCUUGAACUAGUUACGGUGGGAGACUUGUAUUUCAACCACAGCCACCUCCACACUCACGUAACUGAGCUGUAUGAACAGGCGGUGGCUUCUCAUCGCCAGUGUCACACAGAGAAGACGAUCGCUGCCCAAAGAGAGGACCAACGGCGGAGGUUCAGCCCAGAAGGAGUAACACCAGUGUCCAAGUGGCAGAGCAGACUAGAAGAGUACAGGAAAGAACUUGAUGAAGGAAAGAAGUCCUUAAUGGCAAUAAGAAACAAAAUAUUUCCUCCGUAUUUUGAAUCAGAAUUCGGCAAGGAGUUUUUCCUGAAAGAGUUUCCUGAUGUGGAAGCACUGUCUAUGGAACUUCCUCCAGUUCAAAAAAAACAAAGCGGGAAUUUCCUUCUAGAGAUGACCAAAAAACCCAGUAGAGCAUCUGAGUGUCUCAAUACUACGAGCGAUUCCUCAGCUUCACCUGGCCGCCUGCUGCAGGCUCAUUCCAAACCAAAGGAAGGUUCCAGCAGCACAACAGACCUAAACACAGCUGCAAGAUCACAACAGACACCCUCUCAAAGUAAAGUUCAGAGUCUGCUGGUGAAUGCUGCAGGACAGCCAAGAAGAGAGAAAGUGAAGUUACCGUCAUCCCUCCAGGGAAGACAACCAAACUCCAUACCAAAUAAAAGGAUAGAAGAUCCUGUCGCAGGGAAGGUCAACACAUCUUCUCUUGCAACAAGAAGACAGCAUCUUAGUGGCUUCCACCUCAUUCCACCCAGAGUGACGCUUGGAGUGCUAAAGGAAGGCUGCACCUAUGCAGCCACGGUGAUCCUGAAGAAUGUUGGCGUCAACUUCUCAAGGUUUCGGGUGAAGCAACCACCUCCGCACACAGGGCUGAGAGUGACGUACGCGCCAGGACCUGUGGCAGCAGGCUUGCAGGUGGAACUGGAGAUAGAGAUUUUUGCCGUGGUAAUUGGAGGGGAAGAUACCGGUGGCCUUGAAGAAAUUUCCCACGAUAUUGAAAUAUUAACAGAAACAGAGACGCUUCUCCUGCCUGUGAGAGCAAAUAUCCUUUCUGUGUUAACCAGUGCCAUUUACGAGUGCCGCCCACAAGGAUACCCCAAGGGUGGGAUGGCAGCGACAGCCCGGGCAGUUCCUGCAAGCCCCACGCCGCGGCUCCGGAUUACGCUACCCCAAAAGCUUUCUAGUUAA